AUGGGGGUUCUUAAUCUCGAAGAUCAGCUUUCUUUCUACAUGGCCUACCACCACAACGAGGUCAACGUCCGCAUCCACACAAUCUGCGUCCCUCUAAUCUUGUUCACCUCCUUCCUCGUCGCCGCCAACGUCGAGCUCCCAAUCUCCCUCUUCGCCAACUCGUACGACAAGUACCUCAACCUCGGCGUCCUCGGCAGCUUCGGCUACACAGUCUUCUACAUCCUCCUCGACCCCUACGUCGGCACCGCCGUCGCGCCCAUCGUCUUCGGCUCCUCCCUCGUCGUCACAGACCUGCUUCUCGACUACGGCAGACUCGCAAACAUCGUCGGCGGCACGAUCCUCGCCAUCAGCUGGAUCCUGCAGUUCAUCGGCCACGGCGUGUACGAGAAGCGCGCGCCCGCGCUGCUGGAUAAUCUCGUGCAGGCGCUCGUGCUCGCGCCGUUCUUUGUCACGUACGAGUUUGUGUUCAAGUACGGGUUCCGCAAGGAUCUUGAGAAUCGUCUCGAGGCGAGGGUUAGCGAGAAGAUUAAGGCGCUUGAUGCGAAGAAGUCGGGGAAGAACUAG
Molecule: messenger RNA, 564 nt
Organism: Myxozyma melibiosi
Lineage: Eukaryota; Fungi; Ascomycota; Lipomycetes; Lipomycetales; Lipomycetaceae
Exons: 2
Coding region: 1-564 (187 amino acids)
Biological process (GO): sphingoid catabolic process
Cellular component (GO): endoplasmic reticulum
Source: RefSeq, a predicted model, not a curated record